AUGGCGUCUCGAGCGAUUUUUUGGACCUUUCUCGGUGCUGCCGUGAAUUCGGCACUUGGAGCAGCAUGCCUCCCUCGAACACCCUUCAAGUUGAUCGUCGAGUACGAAGGAGAUCUUGCGCCUAGCGUCAACCUCGAUUUUCCCGAUCCCUCCAUCAUUCAGAUUGAAGAUGGCUCUUGGGUCGCCGUUGCCACCGAGGGUAACGGUAGACAUCUUCAGGUCGCGACAACCAGCGAUCUCCUGGAGGGAGAGUGGUCAGUAAAGGACUAUGAUCUUCUGCCAGAAAACGGCUGGACAAAUGGCGAGAACUUUUGGGCACCCGAUAUUCGACGCCUCAACGACAAGGAAUAUAUUAUUUACUUCUCUGGAAGACGCCAGAGCGAUGGCCAGUUUUGCAUUGGCGUUGCCCGCUCGGAAGACCCCGUCGGCCCAUAUAAGCACGAUGAAAAGCCAUUGAUCUGCGCUCCUGAAGGAUACCACGGCGUCAUUGAUGCAUCCGGUUUCAAGGACCCCGACUCAGGCAAGAACUAUGUCAUCUUCAAGUACGAGGGAGAUGCGAGCGGCCCCAAGGGCGGUACACCCAUCCUUAUCCAGGAGAUUGAAGACGACGCCAAGACACUCGUCGGCGAACCCACGCAAAUCCUCGAUCGCAUUGGAGAAUUGGAUGGUCCCCUCGUGGAGGCGCCCAACAUUGUCAAGCUCAAGAACGGCGUCUACGUCCUCUUCUUUAGCACACAUCUAUUCACAGACCCAGAGUACGACGUUAACUAUGCCUACUCCAAGAGCCUGACGGGUCCGUACACGCGAGCUGAGGAGUCUCUGAUUGAAGCACCCGACUUUGGCCUCAAGGCUCCUGGAGGCAUGACAAGCAACGAGGCUGGAGAUAUUCUCGUCUUCCAUGGAUGGUGCAGAGAAAAUGCACGGUGCACGUAUGCUGCUCCUUACAAGUUUGAGGGAAGCGUUUGA
Fusarium keratoplasticum is the source of this 966-nucleotide messenger RNA. RefSeq lists its product as uncharacterized. The record is from RefSeq and is a predicted model, not a curated record. Lineage: Eukaryota; Fungi; Ascomycota; Sordariomycetes; Hypocreales; Nectriaceae. Gene Ontology annotation, molecular function: hydrolase activity, hydrolyzing O-glycosyl compounds. The coding region runs from base 1 to 966 and encodes 321 amino acids. The transcript has a single exon. Gene Ontology annotation, biological process: carbohydrate metabolic process.